CUCGCUUCGGUUGCGGGCGACCGCGAGCCGCCCGACCGGCAUCUGACCGCACCCCUACCGCCCGCGAGAUGGGCGCAGUCUCGCAAGCCGCUGGCGCUCUCGGCGAGCUCGCACGAGCAGCUCGCCACCGAGGCGGAGACCGUCCUCCGCUGCCUGCUCGUCACCGACAACUACGACUCCGUCAAUAACUUCCUGUCCCUGUACGACGAGUUCCACCGUACGGAGCACGCGCUGUACGACGUGUUCCAGAAGUACUCGCCACCGAUCAGGAGCAAGAAGCACACGUGCGUCGGCCUCGGCAUAGAGCUGAUCAGACGGUUGCGGGGGUUGGACAAGAGGUUCCGCGGCUUCGCUGCGGCGAUGAGCCUGGUGUCGUGUGAAGAGGCGGUGGUCGACGUGCACGAGUACGUGACGAGCGGACAGGGGCCGGAGAGCGUGGUGACAGCGGAGAAGGAGCACGUGAUGGUGGCCGUGCAGAUCUCGGUGGACGGCCGGCCCGGCGUCAUGCUGGCGGACCCCGGCUACCACGUGCCGAGAAUCGUCACAGUCAUGGCAGAUCGCGCUUAUCCUCAUACUGGUUGGUUCACACAGUCAGACGAGCCACACUGCCGCAAGGAAUACGAGUACAGCUUCAACCCGCAGAACAGCAACUACGUGGAGUGGCACGAGCGGGAGACGCGCGCCGGAACCGUCAAGUACCAGACCUCGUUGGUCUAUGUCGCCAGACCAUAUCUGGAUGGCGUUAACGUCACUGAGAGGAGAAACUUGGUGUAUAACUUCAGGAGUCUCCUCGCGCGGGACCAAAAGGGCCACCUGACCGCGGGUCUGUACUUCCCAGUGGGAGGGAAAGGGAAGGACGCUGUGUUCACACUCUUCUUCGACAACGGAGAGAAAAGAAAGACGAAGUAUAAGUUCAGCAUUUUCUCCGAUCCUAAUAAUAUACCUAACACAAUCCUAGAAGAAGUGGAACUAUGCAACAACCAGAUGAACUACAAGGAGGGUGAACUCCUGACCGUCAUCUGCAAGCUCGCGAGGGUGCUCGCGGACCAGUCCUUCAUCGACCAAGUUCUGGAGAUCAAUGACGAAAUCUGCCGAAUGUGCCUUUGACAGUCACCGAGUGUCGGCGAACACAAAAUGGCCGACGGACAACAUAUUAAAUUAUCUUAAUUUUGAACUGUAUUCCAAUUUUAAAUUUUUAAAUAUAUCCAAGAUGUAUUAUAUUAUUUUAAUAAAUUUGCGUAUUGAUUAAAUUGUUUAUCUAUAAUAUCUAUAGGUAUUGGUUUUGGGUUAAUGGGAUUAAAUUAGUAGAUUAGUUCCUUGGUUUCAUGACAGUUAAUUUAAUUAAAUAUAUUAUCCCCGAAA
This is a messenger RNA of Colias croceus (clouded yellow), 1362 nucleotides long. RefSeq lists its product as uncharacterized. The record is from RefSeq and is a predicted model, not a curated record. NCBI's taxonomy places the organism in Eukaryota, Metazoa, Arthropoda, Insecta, Lepidoptera, Pieridae. The annotation marks the transcript as partial. The transcript has 4 exons.